Messenger RNA from Plasmodium malariae, 1704 nucleotides. RefSeq names its product conserved Plasmodium protein, unknown function. The record is from RefSeq and is a predicted model, not a curated record. Lineage: Eukaryota; Apicomplexa; Aconoidasida; Haemosporida; Plasmodiidae. The transcript has a single exon. The coding region runs from base 1 to 1704 and encodes 567 amino acids.
AUGACCUUUAAAAAGAGCUCGAUAAUUUUUCUAAUAUUUUCUUACAGCGUAUUUCGUACUUUGGGAAAAGACAAUGUGAUAAUUCGAUGGAAUAGAGAAAGUUUUUUACAAAAUUUGAAAAGUAAAUUUAUAAAUUUCAUUGCAAAUAAAAAAGGAUUUGAUAGAAAUGGAUGGAUUAAUAUGUCUUCAUCAAAAGAGAAGUAUAGCUACAUAGAUUUAAAAGUAGAGAAGGAUACUAUUAUAUGUAAUGAAGACAAUAAGGUAGUUGAGGUGCAAUUAGUGAACCAGAAAGUAAUAAAACAUACAGGUGAGGCAACGUAUCUCGAAUUAUAUCUACGAGCGAAAAAUGUUCAAUCCAACUCGGAGUUCAACUCAAAAGUGAAGGCAUUGACUCAGUCAACGUCGAAGUCUAGGUAUAUGCCUGUCACUAGAAUACCUUUGAAGAAAUUUGCAAAAACUUUUGAUAAUAGGUUGUUUGACGCCUACGAGGAUAACAGCACUAUCAGCGGUAGUACUAGAGGUAGCGGCAGUGGUGGCAAAGAUGGCGGUAGUCUAGCCACAAAUUUCGAGGGAUACUUGGUCUGCACGAAGAAAGAUACGAACGCACUACUAGUGCCUAAGAAGAUUGAUACAGUUGAAUUUAUAUCCCCCCCGUGGAAAGUAAAAGUAAGCGUUGAUUUCUAUAAAUGUCCACUCUCCAAUUUUGGAAGAGUUUUCCUUAUAACAAUAAUAGACCAAGUGAACAUUCUAAUGAAUAAUAAGAGAUAUUUUAUAUGGCCUAUACCAUUAAGCUCUUUUUCCGAAGUGUAUGAUUUCCAUAUGGCUGUACAUGAUAGUAAAAAAGGAAAAUUUUGUGAAUUAGAAAGACUUAUUAAAGAUAAAUCUCUACAAUUGAAUUGUCCUAGUUGGAAUGGAUCAUACAACCAUGGUAUUACAAAUGCUCUUCUCUUAUCAGCAUAUAUGGGAAUGGCUUCUAUACAAGGCAUAUCAUAUAUAUUAACGAAAAAUAUAACUCAUCAUGAUAUUAGAAAUUGUUUUAUUAGGAAUAAAAACAGCUCAUCAGAUUGUGGGAAAACAGGUGCAAUUACACUCCAAGAUUAUAACAAAUUUUCAAGUGAGGAUGAAAACAAACAACAACUUAAUGAAACACAUGAGGAUAGUAAUAAUAUGCAAAAUCAAAAAUUAAAAAGAGCAAAUAUACUUAGCAACGUAGUAUUUGUAUGUCUAUCGGGUUUAUCAAAUGUUCUAUAUGGUAUUAAAUUAAUUAUACAAAUAAUAAAAAAUUUAGAAAAUAUUAAUAAGGAUUUUGAUAAGGCACUCUUAUUUUAUCCAUGGGUACUAAAAUAUCCAAAAACAUAUUUCCAUUCAAGUGCUACAAAAUUUGAGGAAAAUAACAUAUAUAAUAUCAUGACAGGACAAAGUGAAACAGAGGAAAAAAUACAAGACCAUAAUUCUUCUAAUGAUGAAAAAGAAAGCAUAAAUGGUGUUAAUGAAAAAGAAAGCAUAAAUGGUGUUAAUGAAAAAGAAAGCAUAAAUGGUGUUAAUGAAAAAGAAAGCAUAAAUGGUGUUAAUGACAAAGGAAGCAUAAAUGGUGUUAAUGAAAGGGAAAACAUAGAUAAAGUGAAUGGAAAAAAAGAAUUAAGUGAAAAAAAUAAAGAUACAAAAGUAAUAAAACAAGUGGAACACCAUAUUUUUAGCAAUUAA